Messenger RNA from Dufourea novaeangliae, 1909 nucleotides. Its product is annotated as putative sodium-dependent multivitamin transporter. Gene Ontology annotation, biological process: transmembrane transport; sodium ion transport. The record is from RefSeq and is a predicted model, not a curated record. Gene Ontology annotation, cellular component: membrane. Gene Ontology annotation, molecular function: symporter activity. Lineage: Eukaryota; Metazoa; Arthropoda; Insecta; Hymenoptera; Halictidae. The transcript has 7 exons. Bases 1 to 1695 code for a protein of 564 amino acids.
AUGGCGAGCCUGGUGGCGGCUGAUUACGCUGUGAUCGCGGUCACGUUGAUCAUCAGCUCUGGAAUCGGUGUAUAUUACUGGCUGACCGGCGGAAAACAGAAAUCGACCGAGGAAUACUAUUUGGCGGACAGAUCGAUGAGAGUUGCGCCGGUCGCGAUAGGGUUAACGGUCUCGUACCUGUCCGCGGUCAGCGUGCUGGGAGUGAGCUCGGAAAAUUACGUUUAUGGUACCCAGUACGCCGUGAUCAAUCUUGCGUACGGGUUAGCCACUCCGUUCGUCGCUUACUUCUACAUACCAGUGUUCUUCAAGCUCGGAACGACCAGCACAUUCGAGUACAUGCAGAAACGUUUCGGAACCGCAGCAAGACUAGCGGCGAGUUUCGCGUUUCUACUGCAGCUGCUUCUGUACAGCGGCGUGGUACUCUUUGCGCCGGCUCUAGCGCUCGAGGCGACCACUGGUAUCUCGACGACCGCGAGCGUGAUCGGUAUCGGAUUGGUCUGCACGUUUUAUUCGACGAUCGGCGGUAUCAAGGCGGUCCUGAUCACGGACGUGUUCCAGAGCCUGUUGAUGCUGAUCGCCAUUAUCAUGGUGAUCGUCACCGCGGCGGUGAACCACGGCGGCUUGGAUCGGAUCUGGGAGAUCGCGCAAGAGGGAUCACGGAUAGAAUUUGACAACAUUUCAGUGGACCCGACGGUGCGACACACCUGGUGGAGCUUGACAUUUGGUGGUUUCUUCACCUACCUCUCCUUGUACGGCGGUAACCAAGUUCAAGUUCAGAGAAUGUUAACCAUCGGGGACGUGGGCGGUGCUCAAGCAGCGCUCUGGUGGAGCUGGUUAUUGACAUCUGUGAUGUCCCUGAGCCUCUGUUUCUCCGGUUUGGCGAUAUACGCGAACUACCACGGCUGUGACCCCCUGACGGCCGGCCGGAUCAAUUCGAACGAUCAAUUAAUGCCCCUUUACGUGAUGGACAUGCUCUCCGAUUACCCGGGUGUGCCAGGCCUCUUUAUAGCCGGUAUAUUCAGCGCCGGAUUGAGCACCAUUUCCGCGACGGUGAACUCGCUGGCCGCCGUUGUACUCGAGGAUUUCAUCAAACCCGUGUACCGUGUACGCGGCAAAGAAAUCACCCAGACCGGAUCGAUCAUCGUCAGCAAGCUCUUGGCGAUCGUAGUCGGCCUGGCCUGCAUAGCGCUCGCGUUUAUGGGACGUUACCUUGGCGGUCUCCUCCAAGCCGCGUUGACGAUCUUUGGUGUCGUCGGUGGCCCGGUAUUCGGCCUGUUCACGCUCGGCAUGUUCACGGAGUUGGGCAAUCAGCGGGGAGCAGUGAUCGGGCUGCUCGCCAGUCUCGUUUUCUCCCUGUGGAUGGGUUUCGGCCAACCGAAACCGCCGAUCCCCAGGCCGGACGUCACCACGUCGGGAUGCAAUGCGACUGGAUAUUACGUGAAUCACGUGGAAUCCGAGGAUUUCCAUUUCGAUCUCCAACAUAACAACGACGACGAUUCAUACUUCUAUCUCUAUCGUAUCUCGUACAUGUGGUACUGCCCGCUCGGAUCCGUGAUCAGUUUUGGGGUGGGAUUGUUCGCCAGUUGGAUUUCGAAUUUGAUCCUCGGCAAGGAACCGAAGGAACUACAUCCUGAUCUUCUCACCCCCAUGAAAGCGUCGAGGGUGCGAAGAAGACGGCUGAAGACGACCACUUGAAGCAUCCAUAUCGUUUCACGCUGAAGGAUUCAUGAAAAACAGACACUCGUGGAUCUACAAUUCGAUGAUCAUGCAUCAUUUUUCAUUGACAAAUGGAUGAUCGAGAGUCUCCUUUCCUAGUUACGAUUUCAUCGGUGACGACCAUGACCUCAAAUUACAAAUCGAUCGACUGUGCCUCGUAGACAGAGAUUCUUUUGUUCAAUUUUUUUUAGUU